This is a messenger RNA of Diaporthe batatas, 1060 nucleotides long. RefSeq lists its product as uncharacterized. Gene Ontology annotation, biological process: mRNA cis splicing, via spliceosome. The record is from RefSeq and is a predicted model, not a curated record. The transcript is spliced from 2 exons. Gene Ontology annotation, cellular component: cytosol; spliceosomal complex. Lineage: Eukaryota; Fungi; Ascomycota; Sordariomycetes; Diaporthales; Diaporthaceae. Bases 101 to 1060 code for a protein of 319 amino acids.
GUUGCCUGGCUCGUCACGGCACCGAGCCAGGCGACACCGAGCCCCUCUGGGUUGCACAGUACUCCGACUGAUCAAUUCGAGGCGCGACAAGACCCCCAAGAUGUUGCCCACAACGAUCCACGCCUCCCCGGCCCUGGGCGACUUCACGCCCCUCUCAGAGUACCAAUCCACGACCCCAGAAACCUUCCACGGCGGAAAGCCCGUCCUCCACUACCACGCGACAGGCGCGAAGGCAUGGAUCCCUAAAGACCAACAGAGCGCACUGCCGCUCUUCCCAACCGACUCUCCGGUCUCCGAGGGAGACUCGGGCGAGAUUGUCUCGCAAGAUGAUGUCGAGCUGUUUGUCAAUUCAGAAACCCUCACCAUCUUCAACCGCAAGUCAGGCACCGGCGUGCAAAUACCAUACCCCUCGAUAGCCCUGCACGCAAUGCAGCACAAGGCCGAGCCCUCCUCCUCCACCACCACCACCACCACCACCGCCGCCGGCAACGGCACCAGCGACGCCGAGUCCGCCAAGGCUCCCUGCAUCCUCCUGCAGCUGGACCUGUCCGACGGCGGCGCGGACGACGAGACCUUCGACACCGCGCAGCUGACCAUCAUCCCGCCGCCCGCGUCAACGGACCUGUCCUCCGCCGCGGAGGAGGGCUCGAGCCCGCGCUCCGAGCAGGAGAAGCUGUUCGACGCCAUAACCGCCUGCCAGAACCUGCACCCGGACCCGGCGGAGGACGAGGACGACGAGGACGACGACGGGGAGGACUACGCGGACAGGAUCAUCUUCGAGAGCAGCGUGGACGGCAGCGGCGAGGCCAUAGAGGGCCUGCCCGGCGCGUUCAGGGGCAACGCGACCGGUGGCCUGCCGCCUCCGAUGCCUGGCAGCAGCGGGUGGAUCACGGCGGAGAAUGUCAAUGAGUACUUUGACGAGGACGGGAAUUGGAUCGGUGACGGUGACAAGAACGGGGAUGCAGAGGGCGAGGAGCUGGGGGAUGGGGCGGGGACGGUCAGGAGUCGCGAUCCUGAUGGCGCUGAGGAGGGUGAGAACAAGCGUCCGCGGACUGACUGA